AUGUUCUUUGCAUUAUUGGGCCUCAUGUCUGCUGCUGCCGUUAAGCCACGUGCUACAAAGGUUGGUGACUCCACACAGAAGUGCGUUAUGUGCAAGUUCUAUGUUUCAAUGAUCGAAGACUAUCUUGAGGACGGAAAGACAGAACAGGAAAUCAUUGAGAAGCUCGAAUCAUACUGCCAGUAUGUCACAGCUGACCUCAGAGUCAUCUGCGAUAAACUUGUUGAAGUCGGUGUCCCAGCAAUCAUCAAGUACCUCAAGGAUAACGAACCACCGGCUGCCGUUUGCAAACUUAUCAAGUUCUGCAAGGACUAA
This is a messenger RNA of Trichomonas vaginalis G3, 312 nucleotides long. RefSeq names its product saposin-like type B, region 1 family. Gene Ontology annotation, biological process: lipid metabolic process. NCBI's taxonomy places the organism in Eukaryota, Parabasalia, Trichomonadida, Trichomonadidae. Bases 1 to 312 code for a protein of 103 amino acids. The record is from RefSeq and is a predicted model, not a curated record. The transcript has a single exon.